AUGGCAGGAGAUAAGCAUGUUCUUAAGAUUGAUCCUGCUAUUGAACGAUAUGCUGAAAUGCGUUCAUCUCAGUAUAUGUAUUUUCGAUGGACACCUAAAACAGUAACUAAGAGUAUUGUGCUUGGUGUAGUUGUUCCAUUGUUUAUUGGUUAUUUUGCUUUUGCAACAGAAGGAAAAUGGGAUUUCCGUGGAAAAGGUAUAAAUGACAAACUAACAGAAAACCGUGAUAAGUAG
Molecule: messenger RNA, 234 nt
Organism: Pneumocystis jirovecii RU7
Lineage: Eukaryota; Fungi; Ascomycota; Pneumocystomycetes; Pneumocystales; Pneumocystaceae
Exons: 4
Coding region: 1-234 (77 amino acids)
Cellular component (GO): mitochondrion
Source: RefSeq, a predicted model, not a curated record